AUGGCUUUAAAUGUGUCAAGAUCUAUUAUUAGAAUAAUAAAAGAAUAUAUUGUAACGAAAAAUGACGAUAUUCUUGCUGAAGUAUCUAAAUUUAUCUUAAUGGUUGGUAAACUCAGGAGAUCAAUAAUUCAAACGUUAAUGCAAGGUUUAAUGGCAGUCCUGAAAUCAGGUGAUCUUUUGCAAACGCCACAAUCGUUCACUCUCUUGACAAAAACUGCAUUAAAAGCUCCCCCUGAAACUAGCGCAGAAGCAGAAAGUUUUCAACAAGAGAUCAUUGCGACAAUUAAAAAUUUCGGUCAAUUUGACGGAAACACAGUUUGUAACAAUCAAUGGAACAUUUAUUUGAUUGGUGUUGAUGCUGGAAAAUCUGGAUGUUUUUCUGUCAUGGCGAAUAUUAUGCAAUUCUUUGUUACAUCCGUUGACGUAGACGCCUCAAGAUAUUGGUUGAGGGCUCUAAUUAAUAUCGCAACAGCAGAAAAAGGGAUAGUUAUGAAAGUGGGUGAAGAACAAAUGUUCGAUCUGCAACCAGGAAAAAUCGACAUUUUAGAUACGAUUGAAGAUUCUAUUCGUCGUUACGCACAGGGUGACGAAGAAUUAAAUGGAUUUAUGGCACUCAUGGACAUAUCUAGUCAAAGAUUAUUUGCAAAAUGGUUUUACCUUCUUCGAGUUGAGUUUUUUAAGACCAUGAAAUCCCUUUUGGAAAAAUUGAACCAAUACAUGAAUCCUAGAAUUAGACGUCAAAAAAAGGACAUGGUUGAUAUUCAAGAAAUGUUGUUAAGAACUGCGCAUAUGCACGAUUUCGUAGCACAUUCAUUCUUUGAUGUUGACAAGAAAAGUUUGGAAAUUUUAGAAUCAUAUAGGAUUUGCUGCCUAAUCUUGGUGUAUGCCAUAAAAAGUCUUCUUACUGGAGUUGAGUUAAAUCAAGAACACAUUGAUCCAUCCCUAAUUCCAUUGAUUCCAAUGAUGCGAUAUUUGAAUAUUGAUAUGAAUGGCGCUACCAGCUCUUGGAAAACGGGCGAGAUAGAUCAACAAGAAAGAUUAGCAUUGUAUACCCGAUCUAUUCAAAUAUUAAGGGAAAUUGAACAACAUAAGCUUCAAGGUGCUUCAUCGAAUCCAGUAUUAGUUGUGCGUGACUUUGCACGUGCAAUGUUAAAAAUUCCAAUGAACAUUCCGCCAUAUUUUUUUGACAGGCAGCAAAGAACGCGUAUCCAUUGGCUUGAUGUCCCAUAUUUUAAAGGAAACAAAGCAAUCUUGGUUCAAGAAAAACUUGUUCUCAAGUUAGAAGGAGUAGUUCAGUCAGGUUAUGAUGAUGUGUCAAAAAAACUGCAAAGCAUUGAAAUGAUCAUCUUUGGAUCAAAUAUUGAUUUUUUUGAGAAAUCUAACCCAGAAAAUUCUUUAUUAAAUAACUUAAAAUUCUCAGACACAGCAUUAAAUUGUAAAGAGUCUGCUACAAAAAAUACUGAUUCGUUACAAACUUCGGUUGUUGUUUGUAGUGUAGAGAUAAACAAUAAUAAUUAUUUUGCAGCAUCGGUUAUCUUUCCGUUUCCGUUAGGUAAAGAUGGUUGUAAAUUUAUAAAUAUUCAUACCAGAAUUGUUGAUGAUCAAUCGGCUAUGUGGACGAUUGGGCCCGAGUUGAGAAUAGUAGCUCCUUCUAUACAAUAG
Racocetra fulgida is the source of this 1662-nucleotide messenger RNA. The record is from the annotation of a GenBank genome assembly. NCBI's taxonomy places the organism in Eukaryota, Fungi, Glomeromycota, Glomeromycetes, Diversisporales, Gigasporaceae.